Zingiber officinale is the source of this 2064-nucleotide messenger RNA. Its product is annotated as transcription factor ICE1-like. The record is from RefSeq and is a predicted model, not a curated record. Gene Ontology annotation, cellular component: nucleus. Bases 98 to 1756 code for a protein of 552 amino acids. Lineage: Eukaryota; Viridiplantae; Streptophyta; Magnoliopsida; Zingiberales; Zingiberaceae. Gene Ontology annotation, biological process: regulation of DNA-templated transcription. The transcript is spliced from 4 exons. Gene Ontology annotation, molecular function: sequence-specific DNA binding; DNA-binding transcription factor activity; protein dimerization activity.
CGUUACAUGUCUAACCCAUCCCUCAGAGGAAGGCGAGACACCUGUCGCAGUAAAAAGACGAGCCCAUACUCCCUCUCCUCUUCUUCGAAUCCAGUCCAUGCACCCGGGGAUGAACGGCGUCGUGUGGCCGGAUGAGGUCGGCGACGACGAGGACGGUGCGCCGUGGGCCAGAACAAGCGCCGCCGGCGCUAGCGGCGGCGCGAUGGGCGAUGGCAAGGAUGAGCUCGAACUGCCGAGUUUCAAGUUCAUGCUCGAUGACGAAUGGUACAUGGGCGCUACUACGGCAGUGUCCGCCGCUAACCUUGUACCCGCCGCUGCUGGCCAUCACCCCUUCGACGCUUUCCGGCAGCAUCCGGAGCUCAAAGACGUGAGCUUUCCCUCGAAUCCGAAGCCGCAUGAGGCCUUGCUGGUUCCGCCCGUGGAUGACCUAGAUCAAAAUCCUCUUCUUUUUACUCCAAAAUCCGGCUUCUCCUCCCUUUUUGGUGUGGUUUGUUCGAGCCCCUUCGAUGCCGGGUUCGAUCUCGGGGGCGAUGCUACGGGGUUUCUUUCCGCUCCCCACGCCUCCGCUUGUUCCGUCCUGAUGAACAGAGGCGGCAGCAGCGGCGAAGGGGAAGGAGUCAUGGGGUUCGUCGGAUUGCGGGUGGGCGACCAAUUUGGUUGUGCUGAUCUGAGCUCAGCAGCCGAAUUCUCCGGUGGGCGUCUACUGCCCACGUCCGAGAACUGUUCUGGUUCCAUCUCGACUGCUGCCUUCAGUUCCAUGGGCUUCGACUGCUUUGAGAAUUCUCCAUUUCUCAACAGGUCCAAAGUUUUGAGGCCAUUGGAAAUUUUUCCUCCUAUGGGAGCGCAGCCUACUCUAUUCCAGAAGCGGGCCGCCGCCGCUCUCCGGCAGAAUUCCAAUAUGGGUGGCGAAAAAAGUGGCUUCUUGGGGCUGUGGAGCCCGGAAGGAGGUGGGCAGGGCAACUGGGGAAAUUCCGCUUUUGAAGAAGAGAUCGAGAAGAAGAGGAGGGGGAAUGAGGAGUACGAGAUGGACGAUGGAAGCAUGGACGCAUCAGGGUUGAACUACGACACGGAUGAUGGUGCGACAGAGAAUGCCAAAAGCCAAGAGGCUGUCAAGGACGGCCGCACAGGGAGCGGCUCGAUUGCCCACAGCACAGUGACUGGUGGUGGAGACCGGAAGGGGAAGAAGAAGGGCCUCCCAGCCAAGAACUUAAUGGCGGAAAGGAGGAGACGAAAGAAGCUCAAUGAUCGGCUUUACAUGCUAAGAUCUGUGGUUCCCAAGAUCAGCAAGAUGGACAGAGCUUCUAUUCUUGGUGAUGCAAUUGAAUAUUUAAAAGAGCUUUUGCAAAGGAUCAAUGACCUUCAUAAUGAACUAGAGUCGACUCCUUCGAGUUCUUCAGUCCCUGCUACUAGUGGGAUGAGCUUUCACCCUCUGACUCCAACACUACCGACUCUUCCAUAUCAUGUGAAGGAGGAACUUUGCCCAACUAGUCAGCCAGCAAGGGUUGAGGUUAGGCUAAGAGAAGGCCGAUCAGUCAACAUUCAUAUGUUCUGCGCCCGUCGACCUGGUCUAUUGCUCUCUGCCAUGAGAGCACUCGAUGGCCUAGGACUUGACAUCCAACAAGCUGUCAUCAGCUGUUUCAACGGAUUUUCCUUGGAUGUUUUCCGAGCUGAGCAAUGCAAAGACCCGGGUGUUCUACCAGAAGAAAUCAAGGCAGUGCUCUUGCAUUCUGCAGGGUUUGACGACACAAUGUUGUGAAAAAUCAAGGAAUCGCCUGCGACUGCAGUGCUUCCGCGGUCGCUGGUCACUUCCAGUUUCCAGUUGCUUGAACAUCUUUAGCAUUCCAGCUGUUUAAUCUUAGGCUUUGUUACAUGGAAUCUUAGAGGAUCCAUAGCUACAUCCGUCUCCUUACAACAGUGUCAGUCUUUCUCAUUAUGCAAUAAUAAUCUACAAUUCAAUGUUAGUUUGUAUUGUUUUAACAUGCAAGCAACAUAUUAUCUUGUAAACAACUAACUCUUUGGUUGAGGAAGUAGAAAGUUCAUCUUUAUAUAUAGUUUAUUAAGCCA